AUGGCAGCACAACAGGCCGCCGAUGCGGUCAAGGAUGCAGUUCACGAUGUUACCAACAAGGUCUCCGAGCUCACUACUGGCGCGACGGGCGAAUCUUCCCAGCCAAACUUGGUUCUGGACGAAGUGACUGGAGAGAAGGUGUCCAAGACCGAGUUCAAGAAGAGGCAGAAGGCGCGAGAGAAGGAAGCAAAGAAGGCAGAGGCUGCGGCGACGCGACAAGCACCACCGGCAGCUAAGAAGAAGGCGGACGCUGGGGAUGAGUCGCAACUCAACCCUAAUCAAUAUUUCGAACUUCGAUCCAGGGCCGUGAAGCACAUGAAGGAAAACAACUCGCCGAACCCCUACCCACACAAGUUCUCUGUCAACUACGAUCUACGGAAUUUCGAAAAGGAGUAUGGCCAUCUCAAGAAGGGCGAACUGGUCGAGGACAAGACCAUCAGCAUUGGCUGCCGUAUCUACAACAUCCGUGCCGCGGGCGAGAACCUCCGUUUCUACGAAGUCGCAGUCGAUGGCGCAGAGAUUCAGAUCAUGGCCCAGAACCAGAACAGCACAUCGAGCGUCCCAUUUGCAGAGCAGCACGAUAUCCUACGCCGUGGAGACAUCAUUGGCGUGAAGGGUUUCCCAGGCCGGACGAACCCAAAGAGAGAGGACAACCCAGGCGAGCUAUCGAUCUUUGCACAAGAAGUGACCCUACUCGCACCAUGCCUUCACCAGAUCCCAUCAGAGCACUACGGCUUCAAGGACCAAGAGGAGCGCUACCGCAACAGACACUUGGACCUGAUCAUGAACAAGAGGACUGUCAAGGUUAUGAAGGCACGGUCAGACAUCACACGAUACGUCCGAGAGUACUUCUGGAAGAACGGCUUCCUCGAGAUCGAGACCCCGAUCCUCCUCAAGUCUGCAGGUGGUGCUACGGCCAAGCCUUUCAACACACACCAUAAUGAUCUGGACAUGACGCUGGCUCUUCGAAUCGCAACUGAGCUUCCUCUCAAGCAGAUGGUCGUGGGUGGCAUUCACAGAGUGUUCGAGCUUGGCCGACAGUUCCGUAACGAGGGUAUCGAUCUUACACACAAUCCCGAGUUUACAACUUGCGAGUACUACGAGGCGUUCACCGAUCUCUACGACGUCAUGGACCGUACCCAAGAGCUUGUCGAGGGCAUGGUCAAGGAAGUCACUGGCGGCCUUCAGACCAAGUACACCACCCAGACUGGCGAGGUAUACGACGUCAACUGGGCCAAGCCAUGGAAGUCGGUUGAGAUGAUUCCAGCUCUCGAGGAAGCCUGUGGCGAGAAGUUCCCACCUGGCGACCAGCUUCACACAGAUGAGAGCAACCAAUUCCUACAGCGCAUGCUGAAGAAGACUGGUAUCACAUGUACGCCUCCUCUCACCAACGCUCGCAUGAUAGACAAGCUUGUCGGCGAGUUCAUCGAGGAGAAGUGCAUCAACCCAACUUUCAUCACCGGACACCCACAACUCAUGAGCCCUCUCGCCAAGUACCACCGAUCGCAGAGCGGUCUUUGCGAGCGUUUCGAAGCUUUCGUCUGCAAGAAGGAGAUCAUCAACGCAUAUACCGAGCUGAACGAUCCCUUCGACCAGCGUCUCCGUUUCGAAGAGCAGGCACGCCAGAAGGCACAGGGCGACGACGAAGUGCCAGAUAUUGAUGAGGGCUUCCUUCGCUCGAUGGAAUUCGGUCUUCCACCUACCGGUGGCUGGGGUAUGGGCAUCGAUCGUAUGUGCAUGUUCUUGACCGACAACUACAGCAUCAAGGAAGUGCUUCCUUUCCCAUUCAUGAAGGAUGAGGUCAACAAGCCGCACCAGCCAAAGGCUGCGGAGGUAGCUGGCGUGGAACCCAUCCCAGUGGAGGGUGUCACUCACAAGUAG
Molecule: messenger RNA, 1881 nt
Organism: Fulvia fulva
Lineage: Eukaryota; Fungi; Ascomycota; Dothideomycetes; Mycosphaerellales; Mycosphaerellaceae
Product: Lysine--tRNA ligase cla4
Exons: 3
Coding region: 1-1881 (626 amino acids)
Biological process (GO): lysyl-tRNA aminoacylation
Cellular component (GO): cytoplasm; cytosol
Molecular function (GO): tRNA binding; lysine-tRNA ligase activity; ATP binding
Source: RefSeq, a predicted model, not a curated record